Molecule: messenger RNA, 1764 nt
Organism: Trichoderma virens Gv29-8
Lineage: Eukaryota; Fungi; Ascomycota; Sordariomycetes; Hypocreales; Hypocreaceae
Exons: 2
Coding region: 1-1764 (587 amino acids)
Biological process (GO): copper ion import; iron ion transport; intracellular iron ion homeostasis
Cellular component (GO): plasma membrane
Molecular function (GO): ferric-chelate reductase activity
Source: RefSeq, a predicted model, not a curated record
AUGAGCUGGCCGUACCACUUCCUGACCCUGUCCAAGGAAGACGUCCUCGUCCGCCGCCACACAAUCGACCACUAUGCCCACAUCGCCCACCUCUCAGCCUUCGCCCCGGCGGUAAUCGCCAUCCUCGUCCGCCUCGUGCUUCGCGCUGCUAGGCUGCUUCUUCGCCUCGGCCGAGAUGGGGGCGAUCGAGGCCGCUACUCUCACAUCCCCGGAUCGCCCUCCGUCAAAGCUCAGCGCAGCAGUGCAAUUGGCGCAUUGGCGGCGAGAUGGAGAGCAGUGGUUUGGUGGCUAGGAGACGAUGUUGUCCUGGGAGGCGUGAGUUGGGGGCAGAGAGAUGAGUGGGUGCUGGGGCUUGUUUGGACGGGCUGGCUAUUGCUUUUGUGUGUAUUGGAAACGGGAGAAGACUACCUCCACCUCACAAAACGCUUCGGCACCAUCGCCAUCUCCCAGCUCCCCAUCCAAUACCUCCUUGCCCUCAAAGCCCUCAACCCUUACGCCUAUGCCUUCAGCUCCUCCCACGAGCACAUCAACCGCUACCACCGCACCCUCGGCCGCGUCAUCUACGCCCUCAUCAUCACCCACAUUAUCUUCUACAAUGUCUUCUUCAUCCUCUCCGGCAUCUGGCUCAAGCGCUUCUUCGCCCCCGUCGUCUUCUGCGGCGUCCUCGCCGCCCUCGGCUUCGACGGCCUCAUCGCCACCGCUCUGGUCCGCGUGAGGCAGUACUCGUACCGCCUAUUCUUCGUCACACACUUGGCCGUUGCCUUGCUUGCCCCGGUGCUGCUCUUCUUCCACGCUCAUUCCGCUCGCUUCUACGCCGCCGAGAGCAUCGUCGUGUUCCUCGUGGACAUUGCUUAUCGCAGAAUCGGCACCACGCACACGGCCUCGACAUUUGAGACUGUCCCCGGCACAAACCUCAUUAAAAUCUCAGCUCCCAUGUCCUCUAAAAAGAUUGAAGAGUUCCGCUCUCGGCCGGGUUCUCACAUCUACCUCAGUCUUUCCCCUCAAGGCCGAACCAGCAAAUAUCCAGCAUCCAAAUCAUUCACCUUCGACCUCCUCUUCAACCCCUUUACCGUUGCUUCCGCCAGCCAGGACAACCAGAGCAUCACCCUUGUUGCAAGAAGGAGAACAGGCCCCAUGACCAACAUUCUCUCCCAAUUCGCUGCCCCGACCUCUUCCUCCUCCUCUCCAGACGACAACAAGAUCACCCUCGCCAUCGAGGGACCACACGGCGCCAUAGGCAAGCACUUCCAGCACCUCCUAACCUGGGGCGCCUCCCGCAUCCUCCUCGUCGCCGGCGGCGUGGGAGCAACCUUCACCCUCCCGCUCUACCACGCCCUCCAGCGCGAACUCCCCUCCGUCCACGCCCAAUUCGUCUGGGCAAUCCACUCCGCCGCCGACGCCACCUGGGCCAUGGCCGACAACGGCUCCGACAAACCUCUCCUUGACGACGACAAUGUCCAUCUUUAUCUAACAGAGAACAUCGGCUUCUCCAGUAACGCAAAUGACGGCACCCGCGAUGCCUCCAUCGAGCUCCAGAACAUGACGCGAGGAUCUCGCUCACAGCGCUCUGCCGCGAGCAAUAACAGCAGACGGCCCAACAUCCAGAAGAUCGUAGAUGACAUGUUUCGCCACGGCGUAGAGGAAAGGGUCGCCAUUCUAGUCUGCGGCCCAGAAGAAAUGUCAAGGGAGGUACGACAACGGAUAGGGCCGUGGGUCCUCAAAGGCCGUGAAGUAUGGUGGCACAAUGAGAGCUUCGGAUGGUGA